Molecule: messenger RNA, 2473 nt
Organism: Lagopus leucura (white-tailed ptarmigan)
Lineage: Eukaryota; Metazoa; Chordata; Aves; Galliformes; Phasianidae
Gene: ABLIM3
Product: actin binding LIM protein family member 3
Exons: 23
Coding region: 247-2304 (685 amino acids)
Biological process (GO): lamellipodium assembly; cytoskeleton organization; cilium assembly
Cellular component (GO): stress fiber; actin cytoskeleton
Molecular function (GO): actin filament binding
Source: RefSeq, a predicted model, not a curated record
CGCCGGGCCUGGGGCCGUUCCUUCGGGUUGGUCCGGGCACCCGCCCCGCUGCCGCCACCCUGACCUUGGCAUCGGGACAGAGCGGGCGGCGCGGCGCGGCGCUGGGGAUGCCUUAAUGAGAACGUGCAGGGACCUCUUCUAGCGAGGGGAGAGGCGACCUCCUCCCCGCUAUCGGAAGAAAAAGAGGAUUUAAAGAGCGGCUUUGCCCCCUUUGUUGACUGCGAAGGGCAGAGGAGGACCGGCAAGAUGAGCACUAGCACAGUUCCCUACCAACAAAAUCCCUACACCGCCGGGAGCGGCUCCACCGUCAUCCAGUGCUACCGCUGCGGGGACACCUGCAAGGGCGAGGUGGUGCGUGUCCAGAGCAACCACUUCCACAUCCGCUGCUUCACCUGCCAAGUGUGCGGCUGCGACCUGGCCCAGUCGGGCUUCUUCUUUAAGAACCAGGAGUACAUCUGCACCCACGACUACCAGCAGCUCUACGGCACCCGCUGUGACAGCUGCGGGGACUUCAUCACCGGGGAGGUCAUCUCGGCGCUGGGCAGGACCUACCACCCCAAGUGCUUCGUCUGCAGCACCUGCAGGAAGCCGUUCCCCAUUGGGGACAAGGUGACGUUCAGCGGGAAGGACUGCGUCUGCCAGAACUGCUCCCAUUCGCUUAUCAGCACCAAACCCAUCAAGAUCCACGGGCCCAGCCACUGCGCAGGCUGCAAGGAGGAGAUCAAGCAGGGCCAGUCCCUCCUGGCACUGGAGAAGCAGUGGCACGUCAGCUGCUUCAAGUGCCAAACAUGCGGGAUCAUCCUCACCGGAGAGUACAUCAGCAAGGAUGGAGUCCCAUACUGCGAGUCUGACUACCAUGCGCAGUUUGGCAUCAAGUGUGAGACGUGCGACCGGUACAUCAGUGGCAGGGUCCUGGAGGCGGGUGGGAAGCACUACCACCCCACCUGUGCCCGCUGCGUGCGCUGCCACCAGAUGUUCACCGAAGGAGAGGAGAUGUACCUCACAGGCUCUGAAGUGUGGCAUCCCAUCUGCAAGCAGGCAGCCCGGGCAGAGAAGAAGCUGAAGCACAGAAGGACAUCAGAAACCUCAAUCUCGCCACCCGGCUCCAGCAUCGGCUCCCCCAACAGAGUCAUCUGCGCUAAAGUGGAUAAUGAGAUCCUUAAUUACAAAGACCUGGCAGCUCUUCCCAAGAUUAAAGCCAUCUACGAAGUGCAGCGUCCUGACCUCAUUUCGUACGAGCCCUAUCACAGAUACACGUCGGAUGAGACGCUGGAGAGAUAUAGCUAUGGGGAGUCCUUGGGGACCCUCUCCCCGUACUCGCAGGACAUCUAUGAGAGCUUUGACAUCCGGCAGAGGCGAGCCUCCAGCCCUGGCUACAUCGACUCCCCCACCUACAGCCGGCAGGGCAUGUCCCCCACCAUCCCGAGGUCCCCCCACCACUUCUACCGCUCAGGCACAGAGAGUGGGCGCAGCUCUCCCUACUAUAGCCAGUUAGAUGUGAGGUCUUCUACUCCAACCUCAUACCAAGCACCCAAGCAUUUCCACAUUCCAGCUGCUGGUGAGAGCAACAUCUACAGGAAACCUCCCAUCUACAAGCGGCAUGACAACGUCCCUGCAGCCACCAAAAGCAAAACCAGUGAGGACAUUGCACAGACAUCCAAGUACAGCCCUGCCUACUCCCCCGACCCCUACUACCACUCCGAGUCAGAGUACUGGUCCUUCCAGGGAUCCCCCAAAGCCCCCCGAGCCCGGCGGUUCUCAUCAGGAGGUGAAGAGGAUGGCUAUGAGCGGGGCAUGCACAAGAUCCAGAGCGGCAUCGGCAGGCUGAUCCUGAGGGAGGAGAUGAAGGCGCGCUCCAACUCCUACGCAGACCCCUGGACCCCGCCCCGCAGCUCUGCCAGCAGCAGAGAAGCCCUGCACACGGCUGGCUAUGAGGGCUCCCUCAACGGCUCCCCCCGGAUGCAUUACCUGGCUGACAGUGAUCCCCUCAUUUCCAAGUCAGCCUCUCUCCCUGCCUACAGGAGGAACGGGCUGCACAGGCCGCCCAGCGCGGAGCUUUUCCACUACGACAGCACCAACGCCGUCAACUGGGGGAUGCGAGAGUACAAGAUUUACCCCUAUGAGCUGCUGCUGGUGAAGACAAGGGGAAGGAACCAGCUGCCCAAGGAUGUGGACAGGACUCGGUUAGAGCGGCACCUCUCCCAGGAGGAGUUCUACCAGAUCUUUGGCAUGACCAUCGCCGAGUUCGACCGCCUGGCCCUCUGGAAGAGGAACGAGCUGAAGAAGCAGGCGCGGCUGUUUUAAAGGCAUUAUAAAUAUAUACAUACCUAUAAAUAUAUACAUAGAAAGAUCUCUAUAUUGCAGCUCUGUAUGAUUCUCAGUACUGUACGUGGCAGAGGCACCCUCUGCUCCCCUGAGAGUGAAUUGGAGUCUCACGGAUAAUUCUGUGCUCUUUGUUUCUUUUUCUUCUCGA